AUGUCCGUCAUGGAGGCCUGCGUGCGAUGCCGUACGCACUACGUGGACUCAACAGGUGAGUAUAAUUUUGUCCGUCAAGUCAUUGAACGAUUUAACGAGGAAGCUAAGAAACAGGGUGUUGCUCUGGUGUCCUGUUGCGCAUUUGACAGCGUCCCUGGGGACCUGGGCAACUACGUUGUGCAUCAAGGCCUUGGUGCACAGGUGAGCGAAGUAAGGGCGUUUUACCAGCUGUCGGGUGCCGGGAUGUCGGGCGGCACGGCACGCUCUGUCUUUGCGCUUCGUGAGGCGUGCUGCCCGGAAGACAGCGAUCCAUACAGCUUGCUCCCGACGGAUGCUUCACGCCCCGUUAAAGCGCCCACGCGGAGAGGUUUGUGGUACGAUGUUUCGGAGAAGAGGCUGACGGGGCCGUUUGUGAUGGCUGCCACCAAUGAGCGCGUGGUGCGUCGCACGAAUGCCUUGCUUGGCUACGGAGGCACCUACGUGGAGGCACAGGAGGGAACACUUGGAGUUGUUGCCGCUGCAACUAUCACGAGGUAUCUGAUGGCGGCGGUACUUGCUGUCCCGUUCCUCCGUCGCUACAUCGCUGAACACUGGCUGCCACCGGUGGGAGCAGGCCCCACACAGUCGCAGAGGGAACUGUCGUGGUAUAAGUGCGUCUUUGUCGCGGUCGAUAAGUCCGGAAAGACGCUGCGGCGGGUCGUACUCUCCGACACGCGCGACGCGUACACAGCAAGCGACAUGUACAUUGCCGAAGCAGCUCUCAGUGCACUGCAACGGGCCAAGGAAGGUUCUCUGGGUACCGGUGCAUUGAUGACGCCCAUGGCGGCAUUCGGCGACGUUCUGCUUCAUCGCGUCCGACAGGCCGGCGUCGUGGUGGAGGUGGUGGAAGAAGCGACUGCAAGCACGACAGCGCCCGCACAAUAA
Molecule: messenger RNA, 924 nt
Organism: Trypanosoma rangeli
Lineage: Eukaryota; Euglenozoa; Kinetoplastea; Trypanosomatida; Trypanosomatidae
Product: saccharopine dehydrogenase
Exons: 1
Coding region: 1-924 (307 amino acids)
Biological process (GO): glycolipid biosynthetic process
Cellular component (GO): mitochondrion; plasma membrane; lipid droplet
Source: RefSeq, a predicted model, not a curated record